UCAUCAGGGUUGGAGUUACCCAGACCUCCUUGGAUAUUUAAAAACGCGUUUUCAAAAACUCUUUUUACAGCGAUUUAUGUUGCGGGAUUCAGCAGCACGUGUUUUCAUUGCAGUUUUGUGUGCCUCGCUGUCUGCUCCUCCUGACUUACUAAUUUCAGUGCUUCUUCCAGCAGAGUUUACUGUGUGAGACUGCAGGUCGAGAGGAUGACAGCUCGAGCGUAUUGCUCGUUGGGUGCUGUUUUAUUGUGUCUGUCUGCAUGUUGGAGCACAGCGGACACUGCAUUCGCAGUGGCCGGUCAAUGUCCGGCGAAGCUGAUGGUUGUACCAUCCCUUAAAGGAUGUACUUCUGAUAGAGAUUGCUCUGGAGGACACAAAUGCUGCCGAUUUGACUGUGGACCUGUGUGCGUGCCACCUGUUUUCACAAAGCCAGGAGAGUGUCCAAGUAAAAACUCUGGAGCAGUAAAGUGUGGCGAGUUGUGUGCUUAUGACAGUGACUGUCCGAACAAUGAGAAAUGCUGCAGUAGUGGAUGUGGACGUCAGUGUAUGGCUCCAUGUACAGGGAUGCCUGCCGCCGAACCGCCCAAGCCUCCGGUGAAGCCCGCCGAACCGCCCAAGCCUCCGGUGAAGCCCGCCGAACCGCCCAAGCCUCCGGUGAAGCCCGCCGAACCGCCCAAGCCCGCCGAACCGCCCAAGCCUCCGGUGAAGCCCGCCGAACCACCCAAGCCCGCCGAACCGCCCAAGCCUCCGGUGAAGCCCGCCGAACCACCCAAGCCCGCCGAACCGCCCAAGCCUCCGGUGAAGCCCGCCGAACCACCCAAGCCCGCCGAACCGCCCAAGCCUCCGGUGAAGCCCGCCGAACCGCCCAAGCCUCCAGUGAAGCCCGCCGAACCGCCCAAGCCUCCAGUGAAGCCCGCCGAACCACCCAAGCCCGCCGAACCGCCCAAGCCUCCGGUGAAGCCCGCCGAACCGCCCAAGCCCGCCGAACCGCCCAAGCCUCCGGUGAAGCCCGCCGAACCGCCCAAGCCUCCGGUGAAGCCCGCCGAACCACCCAAGCCCGCCGAACCGCCCAAGCCUCCGGUGAAGCCCGCCGAACCACCCAAGCCCGCCGAACCGCCCAAGCCUCCGGUGAAGCCCGCCGAACCGCCCAAGCCCGCCGAACCGCCCAAGCCCGCCGAACCGCCCAAGCCUCCGGUGAAGCCCGCCGAACCGCCCAAGCCUCCGGUGAAGCCCGCCGAACCACCCAAGCCCGCCGAACCGCCCAAGCCUCCGGUGAAGCCCGCCGAACCGCCCAAGCCCGCCGAACCGCCCAAGCCCGCCGAACCGCCCAAGCCUCCGGUGAAGCCCGCCGAACCGCCCAAGCCUCCGGUGAAGCCCGCCGAACCACCCAAGCCCGCCGAACCGCCCAAGCCUCCGGUGAAGCCCGCCGAACCGCCCAAGCCUCCAGUGAAGCCCGCCGAACCGCCCAAGCCUCCAGUGAAGCCUGCCGCCGAACUGCCCGAGGAACAGCCCGAGCCUGCCGCCGAACUGCCCGAGGAACAGCCCGAGCCUGCCGCCGAACAGCCCGAGGAACAGCCCGAGGAACAGCCCGAGCCUGCCGCCGAAUCGCCCGAGCCUGCCGCCGAAUCGCCCGAGCCUGCCGCCGAACCGCCCGAGCCUCCAGUGUAUGCUGAAAACUGUCAAACUUGCGGCCGCGGUGAUGAUGGCGAUGGCGGCCACGGCCGCGAUGGCGGGGACGUUGGCGGCCGCGGGCACGGGCACGGCCGCGGGCGCGGCCACGAUGGCGGGGACGUUGGCGGCCGCGGGCACGGGCACGGCCGCGGGCACGAUGGCGGGGAUGAUGGCGGCCGUGGGCACGAUGGCGGGCACGGCCACGGGCACGAUGGUGAUCACAAGUCACGUGACCGUGGCAGCUGUGGUCAAGGAGGUCAAUGCAGUGGCUGUCAGUAGUGGUAUCUUUGGUAUUAGAUUUCUUUUAAAGAUAAACUUGGUGCUUGAUUCAUGUUUUCCGUGUUUAUCACCAAAUAAAUCUUAUGUUUACUGAA
This is a messenger RNA of Megalobrama amblycephala (Wuchang bream), 2042 nucleotides long. RefSeq names its product extensin-1-like. The record is from RefSeq and is a predicted model, not a curated record. Bases 205 to 1947 code for a protein of 580 amino acids. Gene Ontology annotation, molecular function: peptidase inhibitor activity. The transcript is spliced from 4 exons. Gene Ontology annotation, cellular component: extracellular region. NCBI's taxonomy places the organism in Eukaryota, Metazoa, Chordata, Actinopteri, Cypriniformes, Xenocyprididae.